AUGGCUGGCAUAGCGUACGCUCUCAUUGCCCGGGCUCUGGCACUCUCUGGCCUGGGACUGGUUGUCCUGUUUGCAUAUAAUUUAUACAGAGCACGAAUGCGUGUACGGUCGAUCAGCACGAAGUAUGGCUUGCCACUCCUACCACACUCAUUUAUCCUCGGCCACCUGAUAAUCUCAGCCAAAGUGGCGAUGAAGUGGCCAGCAGACGUCUCAACAUCACUUAUCCCAUACCUCAUCUCCCUGGAGUAUCCUGAAUACUCCAAACACGGCUACUUCUACCUGGACAUGUGGCCCAUUGUGAACUCGAUGAUCGUGGUUUCUAAUCCGGAUAUGAUGGUGUCAUUCACUCAGGACGUAUCAUUGCCAAAGCAUAGGCAGAUGCCAUUCGAGUUUGGGCCCUUCUCCCACGGACUGGACCUCGUCACUUCCAACGGCCCAGUCUGGAAAACGUGGCGGGCAAUCUUCAAUCCUGCCUUCUCAUUGAAGAACAUACAGACGUACGUGCCCAUCAUGCUACAGGAGUACAACAUAUUCCGCUCCAAACUGGCGAAACUGGCUACGGACGGCGACAUCGUGAAUAUGGACAAAGUCACCAUGGCGUUGACUGUGGACAUCAUCGGUCAUGCCGUGCUCGGAGCCCGCCUCGAUGCCCAGACAACAGACUGCGAGCUCUUCAAGCUUCUGAAAGAGCAGAUCAGUCUGCUGUUCGUCGACUACUCUCCUGGGAGUCUGCGCAAACUAUUCAUGCCGACGCGUGCCUACAGGAUGUGGCGGAACGAACGUGCGAUGCGAAGGAUCGUGCAACCAUACAUUGAGAAGGGGAUCCGCGAUCAUGGGAGCAAACAAGGCAACAAGACCAUGUUGAGGUACAACAGCCUCGCGGUGACCAACUAUCUCAAAGAAUACUCCGCCCUUGAAGGCUCCAUCGACGAGGCAUGGAUCCACAUCGCGAUCCAACAAUUCAAAAUGCUCCUCUUCGCCGGACACGACACCGUCAGUUCGACCUUCUACUUCGUCACCGCCCUCCUGCACAACAAUCCCGCCUCUCUCGCCAAAUGUCGUGAGGAGCUCAACACCGUCUUCGGUCCUUACGACCCCAAAUCCAACAACCCAGACACCAUCGACCCCGCCCAAUCCCUCAUCGCCUCCAACCCCGAAAUCCUAAACCAACUCCCAUACCUCAACGCCUGCAUCAAAGAAACCCUCCGCCUCUUCGGGCCCGUCUCCGGCUCCGUCCGCGAAAACCCCAACCCAAACACCAACCACUUCCUCUACCACCCAGACCACCCCCAAACCCCCAUCCCCGUCUGGGACUUCAUGCUCUUCGCCCACCAAGCCCAAUCCCACCGCGACCCAGCCUACUUCGCCGACCCACACUCCUUUGUUCCCGACCGCUGGCUGGCGAAGCCAGGGGAGAAGUGGUACCCGGGGCAUAAGUAUGCGUACAGGCCGUUUGAGCACGGGCCGAGGAACUGCAUUGGGCAGGAGUUUGCGAUGUUGGAGAUGCGGUUGGUGUUGGCUUUGGUGUUGAGGGAGUGGGAGCUGGAGCCGGUGUUGCCGCAGGAGAAGACGUAUUUGGGGAGCAAUCUUUACCAGAGUACGCCGACGGAAGAAAUCACGAUGCAUCCGAGGGGCGGGAUGCCGAUGCGGGUGAGGCGGAGGGAACAGCUGGUGAAGUCUCUGCAUUGA
This is a messenger RNA of Cyphellophora attinorum, 1689 nucleotides long. RefSeq names its product putative sterigmatocystin biosynthesis monooxygenase stcS. The transcript is spliced from 4 exons. The coding region runs from base 1 to 1689 and encodes 562 amino acids. Gene Ontology annotation, molecular function: oxidoreductase activity, acting on paired donors, with incorporation or reduction of molecular oxygen; heme binding; iron ion binding. The record is from RefSeq and is a predicted model, not a curated record. NCBI's taxonomy places the organism in Eukaryota, Fungi, Ascomycota, Eurotiomycetes, Chaetothyriales, Cyphellophoraceae.